AUGAAGGUCCUCAUCCUCGCCUGCCUUGUGGCACUUGCCCUCGCAAGGGAGGAAGUACUUAGUGUAUCCUCCGAGACUGAGAGUGUUUCCAGCAGUGAGGAAUCUAUUGCACAUAUCACUGAGCAGAAACUUCAGAAGGUGAAACGCAUGGAACAGCUGCAGGCAGAGGAUGUGCUCCAGGAUAAAGUUCACUCCAUCCAGUCUCAAUCCCAGGCUUUUCCAUAUGCUCAGCCCAUCUCUUGCGCUCCCCUCGCACAAACCAUCCAGCCUGUUGCUCAGCCCCCCGUGGUGCCUUCUCUGGGACCUGUCAUUUCUCCUGAACUGGAAGCCUUCCUUAAAGCUAAAGCCUCCAUCCUUCCCAAGCACAAAGAGAUGCCCUUCCUUAACUCUGAAACUGUCCUCCGCCUCUUCAGCUCUCAAAUCCCCAGUGUUGCUGAGCUUGCAAACCAGCAUCUUUCUCAGUCUCUGGUCCAGCUCCUGGCACAAGCUGUGCAGGCUUCUCCUCAGUCUCCAGUGGUUUCUUCUCAGCCCCAGAGGUCUCUUCCUCAGUCCAAAGAUCUGUACGCUCUCCUGCAAGUAGCACCCUUCCUUCAAGGAGAUAUGUCUGUCCAAGAACUUCUGCACUACCUAGAACUUCUGCUUAACCCCAUCAUCCAGGUCCCUACCACUCAACGAGUUCAUCACGUUACUUGCUCAGCUUACAAGAAAACAAAGCAACAGACCACAUUAAGUUCAGCAUUCCUAGUUCAUCAUCAGAUCUACAUAUUAACAUAUGAGGAAGAGGCGUCCCCCAUCAAUACAUGUAUUCCUAUGGAGCAGCUGAAGACCUAUGGCGGGGGCUCUCAGGAUGCCAGUCUCAACACAGCAGUGCAGCUCUCGCCCGUUUACAGUACCUGGCAUGAAUUCCCUUCUGUGGAGCAGCCUCGGAUCUGUUCAGAGAGCAGUUGUCGGUUACCCCUUAACAGUUAUACCACUAUUACACUAAUGGCCAUAUCUUCUCUGAAUAAUGACAAGGCUACAUCUAUAAAUCGGUGCAUCUCUCAACCCUCAUCAGAGAAAAUUCUUGCAGCAGAUGAUAAUCAACACAGAAACCUGCCAACUGUGCAAUGUGCAGAUGAUAAAAGACCUCAGGAAUGCUCAGUCCUAAGCGUAAUGUCUACAUCACAUCCUUCUCCUCAAGGCUUAAUGAUCUAUGCAGAACAGGAAGGCAGAAAGAUUGUUAAAGAUAGAGGUGAUGGAUGA
Psammomys obesus (fat sand rat) is the source of this 1242-nucleotide messenger RNA. RefSeq names its product casein beta (gene Csn2). NCBI's taxonomy places the organism in Eukaryota, Metazoa, Chordata, Mammalia, Rodentia, Muridae. Gene Ontology annotation, cellular component: extracellular region. The coding region runs from base 1 to 1242 and encodes 413 amino acids. The transcript is spliced from 9 exons. The record is from RefSeq and is a predicted model, not a curated record.